AUGAGUGUAUGGAAAAAGCUUUCGCGUGUAGGCAAGAAGGCGGCAAAGUUCCAAUUUACGGCUUCCUUUCAAGAAGUGGAACUUGAGUGUACAAAGAAUUAUGUUCCUGGGAACAUUGUUAUCAUAUGGACACGUCGCAGCCGCCGCUACUCUUCUAAACCUAUUAUCUGCAAACCCAAGUCCGCAUUCCUGCUUCCAGUCAUCCCAUCUGGUAAAAGCUCCGCUUCAGAAACGAGCCCGCCCAGGAAAUCAAGUCAGCCACCUGUACCUCCUCAGGACCAGCAAGGAUCUGGAAAAAGUGGUUCUAUUGUGUAUCAGCAUGUGUGGUCGAUGCCAGAAAACCUUGAGAUCUCAACAACUCUCUACCGCAGUGAAAAGGACAUACGGUUCGAAGAGAAGGAAUGGGCCUUCCAGUUAGAAGAUACUGACUUUCAUAUGGCCGGCAUCUGGGAUCAAGCCAAAUAG
Molecule: messenger RNA, 465 nt
Organism: Protopolystoma xenopodis
Lineage: Eukaryota; Metazoa; Platyhelminthes; Monogenea; Polystomatidea; Polystomatidae
Source: the annotation of a GenBank genome assembly